AAAAAUACUAAAGUAAUUUACUGGUAUAUAUGACUUUUUUGUGUAAUCUUUUUAUAUUUAUUUUUCAGGAUAUUAGCGAAGUAGAUAGGGCCAUUGAGAUUGCAUGUAGACUGAAAACAUAUACGGAAGAAUUACAGAAUAGUCAUAUUGAACUUCAAGACCUUAUCCGGAAUCUCAUAAUACGUUGCGAAAAUUCCACAAGUUUGCGUAAACACAAGGAAGCAAAAGCACGCGAUAAAAAAUCUAUUCGUUCAGAGGAAGAACGAGCUACAGAAAGUAUGCGUGAAUCUUAUGACCUUCAAUCAAAGGUUAACCUUGAGACCAGUCUUCGUUUAAAAUAUCUCACAAAGGAAGAAAAAAAGAAACAGAUGAUAUACGACGAUUCUCUUUCUGGCAUAAGAAGGAUGAUGAUUGACAAGGAUGCAAGUAGUAUUUAUUCCGGAAGCUACAAGUUCGUUCCUAAAGAAGACGUAAAAGCAGAUACAUUUGUGCUAGAUAAACACACUGAAAUAGCCAAGUAUUCCAGCAAACAUUACAAAGGAAAACCGGAAAUGGAAAUAUUUAAGCAGGAGGACUGGCCUAGCAAAUGGGCUAAAGGUAAACCUAAAGACGUUGUCUCUCCCGGUUUGAAAACCCUCAAAAUUCUGUAA
Molecule: messenger RNA, 650 nt
Organism: Mercenaria mercenaria
Lineage: Eukaryota; Metazoa; Mollusca; Bivalvia; Venerida; Veneridae
Exons: 2
Coding region: 30-650 (206 amino acids)
Source: RefSeq, a predicted model, not a curated record